AAAGUGCGUUCGCGGGUGCCUGUCAGCGCAAAUUAGCAGCAAAACGCAUGCGCACUUUAAAAUUAUAUAAAUAAUAUCGUUAAUAGAUAAAUAUACAAGGUAUAUUUACCUAUUAUAAUAUAAUAAUUAGUUAUUAAUAUUAAUUAGAAGUAAAUAUACCUUGUUUAUUUAUCUAUUAACGAUAUUAUUUAUAUUAAAUGAGGUUAGAAAUUGUCGGCGACAAUUUGUCAACUGUACCCGCGAACGCACCUAUGUCUAAUAUGUCUGCUUUAGUGCUUCCUCCUGUUUUUUAUUAUAUUCUUAUCAUCUUAUCGUAAAUAGUUAAUCCACGUGUGCGUUGAUCGUAAUCCUUCAUUCGUUUAUUACUACUGAAGCUGAAACAUAUAAAAUUACCAUAAAUAUAAAAUCAUGUUCAAUCCAACUGAAAUAAAACAAGAGGUUGAUGAGUUUGAGACAACUUGCAAAAAAGAAAUGGAGGACGAAGUAAAUGAAGACAAAGUUCUACAGGAUACCUUUAAAGCUGAAAUUAAGGAUGAACCUACCAGUGAAAGUGUAAAUUAUGAUGCAUUUGAUUAUGUAGAUGUCAAGGAAUGCCAUAUAAAAGAUGAAAUCAAGCAAGAUGAUGGUGUCUCUUGUAAAGAUAUGGAAAAGGAUGCCAGUAGUCUCUUAACAAACGAUGAUAGAAGUGAAAGUAAUUUGAACGAAUAUAUAUCCAAUACCAAUGUGAACACUGGAGGACAGCGUUUUAUAUGUUUCAUUUGCAAGAAACCAUUGUUAAGUAAUUCUAGUUUAGAACAACAUAUGUGGAUACACAUUGAUGAAAAACCAUUUAAAUGUGAAUUAUGCUCCAAAGAGUUUUCAACGAAACAAAAUUUAAAAUCGCAUAUGACAGUUCAUACUGGUGAAAAACCGUUUAAAUGUGAAAUUUGCACCAGACAGUUUUCACUGAGAGGAAUUUUAAGGAUGCAUAUGGGAGUGCAUACUGGUGAAAAACCAUUUAAAUGUGAAAUUUGCAACAAACAGUUUUCAAGGAAGCAAGUUUUAAAAUCGCAUAUGACAGUGCAUCCUGGUACAAAAGCAAUUGAAUGUGAAAUCUGCUCCAAACAGUUUUCUUUUCAAUCAAUUUUAAAAUUGCAUAUGAGGGUGCAUACUGGUGAAAAACCAUUUGAAUGUGAAAUUUGCGCCAAACAAUUUUCAACGAAAACACAUUUAAAAUAUCAUAUGAGAGUGCAUACUGGUGAAAAACCAUUUGAAUGUAAAAUUUGCGCCAAACAAUUGUCAUCAAGGAGUAGUUUUAAAGUACAUAUGACAGUGCAUCUUGGUGAAAAACCAUUUAAAUGUGAAAUUUGCACCAAACAAUUUUCAAUGAAAAUAAAUUUAACUAGACAUAUGAGAGUGCAUACUGGUGAAAAACCAUUUAAAUGUGUAAUUUGCGCCAAACAAUUUUCACAAAAGAGUAAUUUAAAAACUCAUAUGGCAGUGCAUCCUGGAAAAAACCCAUUUGAAUGUAAAAUUUGCAACAAACAGUUUUCAAGAAGAAACUCACAUUUUACUAGACAUAUGAGAGUACAUACUGGUGAAAAACCAUUUAAAUGUGAAAUUUGCACCAAACAGUUUUCAAGGAAACAAAAUUUAAAAUUGCAUAUGAACUUGCACAUUGGUGAAAAACCAUUUGGGUGUGAAAUGUGCGCCAAACGAUUUUCAUCAAAGAGUAAUUUAAAAAAGCAUAUGAGAAUGCAUACUGGUGAAAGUGUCUCUUGUAAAGAUAUGAAAACCGAUGUCAGUAGCCUUUUAACAAAUGAUGAUAGAAGUGACAGUAAUUUAAACGAAUAUAUAAUUUCCAAUACCAAUGUGAACGCUAGAAGACCACGUUUUAUAUGUAGCAUUUGCAAGAAACCAUUCUUAAUUAAAUCUAGUUUAGUACAGCAUAUGUGGAUCCACACUGAUGAAAAACCAUUUAAAUGUGAAAUUUGCAAGAAACAGUUUUUAUCAAAAAGUAAUUUAAAAGGACAUAUGAGAGUGCAUACUGGUGAAAAACCAUUUAAAUGUGAAAUUUGCACCAAACAGUUUUCAACGAAAUCAGUUUUAAAAACGCAUAUGACAGUGCAUCCUGGUGAAAAAUCAUUUGGUUGUGAAAUUUGCGUUAAACAGUUUUCAACAAAAACACUUUUAAAAUUGCAUAUGAGAGUGCAUACUGGUGAAAAACUAUUUGAAUGUGAAAUUUGCGCCAAACACUUUUCAACGAAAACACAUUUAAAAUUUCAUAUGAGAGUGCAUACUGGUGAAAAACCAUUUGAAUGUAAAAUUUGCGCCAAACAAUUUUCAUCAAAGAGUAGUUUGAGAGCACAUAUGACAGUGCAUCCUGGUGAAAAACCAUUCAAAUGUGAAAUUUGCACCAAACAGUUUUCAACGAAAGCACUUUUAAAAUCGCAUAUGAGGGUGCAUACUGGUGAAAAACCAUUUAGGUGUGAAAUUUGCGCCAAACACUUGUCAACAAAGAGUAAUUUAAAAGUGCAUAUGAGAAUGCAUACUGAUGAAAGUCUCUCUUGUAAUGAUAUGAAAACGGAUGCCAGUAGGCUCUUAACAAAUGAUGAUAGAAGUGACAGUAAUUUGAACCAAUAUAUAAUUUCCAAUACCAAUGUGAACACCGGAAGACAACGUUUUAUAUGUAUCAUUUGCCAGAAACCAUUGUCAAGUAAUUAUCAUUUACAACUUCAUAUGAGGAUACAUACCGAUGAAAAACCAUUUGAAUGUGAAAUUUGUACCAAACAGUUUACAAGAAAAGAUAAUUUAAAAUCGCAUAUGAGAGUGCAUACUGGUGAAAAACCAUUUGAAUGUGAAUUUUGUGCUAAACAAUUCUCAUCAAAGAGUAAUUUAAAAGCACAUAUGACAGUGCAUCCUGGUAAAAACCCAUUUGAAUGUGAAAUUUGCCCCAAACAGCUCUCAUCGAAAUCAAUUUUAAAAUUGCACAUGAGAGUGCAUACUGGUGAAAAACCAUUUGAAUGUAAAAUUUGCACCAAACGCUUUUCAACAAGGAGUUAUUUAUUAAUGCAUAUGAAAUUGCAUACUGGUGAAAAACAAUUUGAAUGCGAAAUUUGCAAGAAACAGUUUUCAAUGAAAUUAUAUUUAAAAUCACAUAUUAGAGUGCAUACUGGUGAAAAACCAUUUAAAUGUGAAAUCUGUACCAAACAGUUUUCAAGAAAAGAUAAUUUAAAAUCGCAUAUGUGUGUGCAUACUGAAAAACCAUUUGAAUGUAAAAUUUGCAUCAAACAAUUUUCAACGAAACCAUUUUUAAAAUCGCAUAUGAGAGUGCAUACUGGUGAAAAUCCAUUUAAAUGUGAAAUUUGCACCAAACAGUUUUCAAUAAAACAAGAUCUAAAAAGACAUAUGAGAGUGCAUACUGGUGAAAAACCAUUUGAGUGUGAAAUUUGCGCCAAACUGUUUUCAAUAAAGAGUAAUUUAAAAGUACAUAAAAUGACAAUGCAUACUGGUCAAAAAUGUGUCUCUUGUAAAGAUAUGAAAACUGAUGUUAGUAGCCUCUUAACAAAUGAUGAUAGAAGUGACAGUAAUUUGAACGAAUAUAUAAUUUCCAAUACCUCCAAUGUGAACACCGGAAGACGUUUUAUAUGUAUCAUUUGCAAGAAACCAUUGUCAAGUCUCUCUUGUAAUGAUAUGAAAACGGAUGCCAGUAGCCUCUUAACGAAUGAUGAUAGAAGUGACAGUAAUUUGAACCCAUGUACAACUUCCACUACCAAUGUGAACACUGGAGGACAAGGUUUUAUAUAUAUCAUUUGCAAGAAACCAUUGUCAAGCAAUUCUCAUUUAGAACUUCAUAUGAGGAGACGUACUGAUACAAAACCAUUUAAAUGUGAAAUUUGUACUAAACAGUUUUCAAAGAAAACACAUUUAAAAUUUCAUAUGAGAGUGCAUACUGGUGAAAAACCAUUUACAUGUGAAAUUUGCGCCAAACAAUUUUCACAAAAUAGUAAUUUAAAAUUUCAUUUGAAAGUGCAUUCCGGUGAAAAACCAUUUGAAUGUGAAAUUUGCACCAAACAGUUUUCAACAAAGAGUUAUUUAUUAACUCAUAUGAACUUGCAUACUGGUGAAAAGCCAUUUAAAUGUGAAAUUUGCGCCAAACAAUUUCCAUCAAAGAGUAAUUUAAAAGCACAUAUGACAGUGCAUUCUGAUGAAAAACAAUUUAAAUGUGAAAUUUGCACCAAACAGUUUUCAACAAAACCAAUUUUAAAAUUGCAUAUGAGAGUGCAUACUGGUGAAAAACCAUUUGAAUGUGAAAUUUGCACCAAACCCUUUUCAACAAAGAAUUAUUUAUUAAUGCAUACGAAAUUGCAUACUGGUGAAAAACCAUUCGAAUGUGAAAUUUGCAAGAAACAGUUUUCAACGAAAGAAGUUUUAAAAUCGCAUCUGAGAGUGCAUACUGGUGAAAAACCAUUUAAAUGUGAAAUUUGCACCAAGCAGUUUUCAAGGAAACAAGUUUUAAAAUCACAUAUGACAGUACAUCCUGGUGAAAAACCAUUUGAAUGUGAAAUUUGCACCAAACAGUUUUCAACGAAAAACGUUUUACAAUCGCAUAUGACAGUGCAUUCUGGUGAAAAACCAUUUGAAUGUGAAAUUUGUGCCAAGCAGUUUUCAAGGAAACAAGUUUUAAAAUCGCAUAUGAGAGUGCAUACUAGUGAAAAACCAUUUAAAUGCCAAAUUUGCGCCAAACAAUUUAAAUCAAAGAGUAAUUUAAAAGCACAUAAUAUGAAAAUUCAUACUGGCCAAAAAUGUAUCUCUUGUAAAGAUAUGAAAACGGAUGCCAGUAGCCUCUUAACAAAUGAUGAUAGAAGUGACAGUAAUUUGAACCCAUGUACAACUUCCACUACCAAUGUGAACACUGGAGGACAAGGUUUUAUAUAUAUCAUUUGCAAGAAACCAUUGUCAAGCAAUUCUCAUUUAGAACUUCAUAUGAGGAGACGUACUGAUGAAAAACCAUUUGAAUGUGAAAUUUGCACUAAACAGUUUUCAACGAAAACACAUUUAAAAUUUCAUAUGAGAGUGCAUACUGGUGAAAAACCAUUUACAUGUGAAAUUUGCGCCAAACAAUUUUCACAAAAGAGUAAUUUAAAAUUUCAUUUGAAAGUGCAUUCUGGUGAAAAACCAUUUGAAUGUGAAAUUUGCACCAAACAGUUUUCAACAAAGAGUUAUUUAUUAACUCAUAUGAACUUGCAUACUGGUAAAAAGCCAUUUAAAUGUGAAAUUUGCGCCAAACAAUUUCCAUCAAAGAGUAAUUUAAAAGCACAUAUGACAGUGCAUUCUGAUGAAAAACCAUUUGAAUGUGAAAUUUGCACCAAACAGUUUUCAACGAAACCAUUUUUAAAAUUGCAUAUGAGAGUGCAUACUGGUGAAAAACCAUUUAAAUGUGAAAUUUGCACCAAACCCUUUUCAACAAAAUAUUAUUUAUUAAUCCAUAUGAAAUUGCAUACUGGUGAAAAACCAUUUGAAUGUGAAAUUUGUGCCAAACAAUAUUCACAAAAGAGCAGUUUAAAAUUUCAUUUGAAAGGGCAUUCUGGUGAAAAACCAUUUGAAUGUGAAAUUUGCACCAAACAGUUUUCAACAAAGAGUUAUUUAUUAACUCAUAUCAACUUGCAUACUGGUAAAAAGCCAUUUAAAUGUGAAAUUUGCGCCAAACAAUUUCCAUCAAAGAGUAAUUUAAAAGCACAUAUGACAGUGCAUUCUGAUGAAAAACCAUUUAAAUGUGAAAUUUGCACCAAACAGUUUUCAACAAAACCAUUUUUAAAAUUGCAUCUGAGAGUGCAUACUGGUGAAAAACCAUUUAAAUGUGAAAUUUGCACCAAGCAGUUUUCAAGGAAACAUGUUUUAAAAUCACAUAUUAUGACAGUACAUCCUAGUGAAAAACCAUUUGAAUGUGAAAUUUGCACCAAGCAGUUUUCAAGGAAACAAGUUUUAAAAUCGCAUAUGAGAAUGCAUACUGGUGAAAAACCAUUUCAGUGUGGAAUUUGCGCCAAAGACUUUUCAAAAAAGAGUAAUUUAAAAGCACAUAAUAUGAAAAUGCAUACUGGCCAAAAAUAAUUUGAAUGUGACCACGAAACACUUUUCAACAAAAAGUUAUAUUUAUUAAUGUAUAUGAAAUUGCAUAGUGGUGAAAAACCAUUUAUUGUGAAAUUUACACAAGUUUUCAAGGAAACAAGUUUUAAAAUCACAUAUAAGAGUGCAUUCUGAUGAAAAAUCAUUUGAAUGUGAAAUUUGCACCAUAGAGUUUUCAACGAAACUAACAAAAAUUUCAAUUUUUUUGCUUGUGAAUACUUUUACUUAUGCAAUUAAUAUAUAGUAAUAGUAAAAAAGAAUGUCUAUUUUUUAUUAUUAUGAUUUGCACGACCUAUAUAUAAACAGUGGGGUUCCUACGGUCUCCUCCGCAUCCCACAUUUCGGUCGCCAUCGUUUUUCAUCCACCCAUUCGUUUUCUUCUAUAGCUGUUUCUGUAGGCCUUCCUCUUCUUCUAUUUAUGGGUGUAUAAU
This is a messenger RNA of Diabrotica virgifera virgifera (western corn rootworm), 6535 nucleotides long. RefSeq names its product zinc finger protein 729. The transcript has 7 exons. Gene Ontology annotation, biological process: regulation of transcription by RNA polymerase II. NCBI's taxonomy places the organism in Eukaryota, Metazoa, Arthropoda, Insecta, Coleoptera, Chrysomelidae. The record is from RefSeq and is a predicted model, not a curated record. Gene Ontology annotation, molecular function: DNA-binding transcription activator activity, RNA polymerase II-specific; RNA polymerase II cis-regulatory region sequence-specific DNA binding. Gene Ontology annotation, cellular component: nucleus. The coding region runs from base 409 to 6090 and encodes 1893 amino acids.